AUGGCCUCUGCCGCCUCGCUCGCUCAGCCAGGCGCACGGCAAGAUCCCCACAUCAACGACCAGCUCGCAAGAGACUUCCCCGACGCUGCCAACCUUCCGCGAGAAGACAUGCAGCUCCUCCUCGAGGACCCGGCCUACUUUGACGCCUACUUCAACACGAUGCCCCAGGCCACGGCCUACCACGACGCCGUCCAACUCAAGAUGCGCGACAACCUCGAACUCGCGCAGAAGAGCGAGGCGAUCAAGCCCGACCUGGAGCGUCUGCGCGAGGACACGGCACGGCUCUUCAACGAGGCCAACGACCUCAAGCAGCGGUGGGCUUACCUCGACGAGGCACAGCGAGCCGCCUACCGACGCUUCUCGCAACAGGCGCAGCAGGCCCGGUACCGCGCCGCGACGACGCAGCAAGAGCACCUGUCGGACUCGCUCGUCGCCGCUUUCCUCGCUGGCGACAACGACGGCGACGACGAGAGCUUCGUCAAGCAGUACCGCGAGGUGCGCAAGCUGUACCACAAGCGCCAGGUCGGCCUCGCCAAGUGGGACGAGGGCAACGUCGUCUGGAUGUGA
Rhodotorula graminis WP1 is the source of this 567-nucleotide messenger RNA. RefSeq lists its product as uncharacterized. NCBI's taxonomy places the organism in Eukaryota, Fungi, Basidiomycota, Microbotryomycetes, Sporidiobolales, Sporidiobolaceae. The record is from RefSeq and is a predicted model, not a curated record. Gene Ontology annotation, cellular component: ESCRT I complex. Gene Ontology annotation, biological process: protein targeting to vacuole; protein targeting to membrane; ubiquitin-dependent protein catabolic process via the multivesicular body sorting pathway. The transcript is spliced from 4 exons. Bases 1 to 567 code for a protein of 188 amino acids.